Messenger RNA from Hansenula anomala, 618 nucleotides. It is a transcript of the gene RPC25, whose product is annotated as DNA-directed RNA polymerase III subunit RPC25. Gene Ontology annotation, cellular component: RNA polymerase III complex. Gene Ontology annotation, biological process: transcription initiation at RNA polymerase III promoter; DNA-templated transcription. The record is from RefSeq and is a predicted model, not a curated record. Gene Ontology annotation, molecular function: DNA binding; DNA-directed RNA polymerase activity. The transcript has a single exon. Bases 1 to 618 code for a protein of 205 amino acids. Lineage: Eukaryota; Fungi; Ascomycota; Saccharomycetes; Phaffomycetales; Wickerhamomycetaceae.
AUGUUUAUCCUGUCAAGAAUAUCAGAUCUAAUACGGAUCCCACCUGAUCAAUUCAAUAAAGAUGCUCGUAAGGCAAUUCUAUUUGAACUAAACAAAAAAUAUUCAAAUAAAAUCAUUCAAAAUUUAGGUCUAGUUAUAUCUGUUUGGGAUCUAAUAAAAGUUGAUGAUGGUUUAUUGAAACCUGGUGAUGGGGCAAGUUUCAUCAAGAUAGAGGCUCGUGUUGUUGUAUUCAGACCUUUUGUCGGUGAAGUCUUGACAGGUUGGAUAGAAAAAUGUACAUCUGAAGGUAUACAAGUUAAAAUGGAGUUUUUCAAUGAAGUUUUCAUACCGAAGAAUUUAUUAUUUGAAGGUAGUGAAUAUUCAAUUAAUGAAAAUGCUUGGAUUUGGAAUGCUGAUGAUACAAAAUUAUACCUUGAUGUUAAUGAAAAAAUAAGGUUUAGAGUGGAGGAAGAAAUUUUUGUAAAUGUUAAACCGACUGGUCCAAUUUCAAUUGAUGGUACUCCAAUAAAUAAUAAUGAUAAUGAUGAUGAAAAUCAAGAAAAAGAGAAUAAACCAAGUUAUGCUAUCUUAGGAAGUUGUCAAACUGAUGGUAUGGGUGUUGCUAGUUGGUGGGAUUAA